UAUAACAAUAUAUGUACGAGUAUAUCUACGUAAUAUAAAUAACAUAAACUGAUUGUGAGUGAGUGCGAUGUGCUAUGAAGUGGGGUAACAAUGAUUGAUGAUGAUGAUUAGAAUGACAACCAGCCAACGAUUUUGAGGAGAGGAGCCAGGAGGACGAGCGGCUCGGUGCGACCAUGAACUUAUCAGGGACACCGCCACGUGGGAUCAAUGAUACCAGCUAUGAAGUCUCUACGGGGUGGUACGAUAACUGUUCCUGGGUGGACGCUGUGUCGUGGGGCUGCAACCUCACCGCCAACGUGACGGGCAAUGCUACCACCAGUGACGUCACGUCGCUCGUCCUCAUGGCGGUGACGUCCGUCGUCCUGGCGCUCAUCAUUCUAGCCACUAUUAUUGGUAAUGUGUUUGUAAUAGCUGCAAUCAUAAUUGAAAGAAACCUUCAGAAUGUAGCAAACUACCUCGUGGCAUCCCUGGCUGUGGCUGAUCUGAUGGUGGCUUGUCUUGUGAUGCCACUCGGAGCUGUCUAUGAGGUUAGCCAGGGUUGGAUUUUGGGACCUGAACUAUGUGACAUGUGGACAUCGAGCGAUGUUCUUUGCAGUUCAGCAUCAAUCCUUCAUCUCGUUGCCAUUGCAACGGACAGAUACUGGGCCGUCACAAACGUCGACUACAUCCACAUAAGGAAUGAGAAGCGUAUUUUCACAAUGAUCUUCCUCGUCUGGGCUGCAGCCUUGGUCGUGUCUUUAGCUCCACAGUUGGGCUGGAAAGACCCAGACUACCUCGCGAGAAUAACACAACAACAGAAGUGCCUCGUAAGCCAAGAUCUUGCCUACCAGAUCUUCGCUACUUGCUCCACCUUCUAUGUCCCGCUGGCUGUCAUCCUUAUCUUGUAUUGGAAGAUUUUCCAGACAGCAAGAAGACGAAUACGAAGGCGAAGAGAUCCACCACCAGCCAGACCUUCGUCAGCUGACGGCGCCCCACCUUCCGGCAGACCCGUACAGACCGCACGAGAUAGGCGUUUUGUCAAGAAACGUUUCCUAAACUUAAAGAAAUGCAACCAACGUACUAGGGCUGAAACCAUUGCUGCAGCCUUAUUACUCACUGAAGGCCAAAGUACGUCCACGGUAGACACGUUAGACGAAGAACCAAAAACAACUGCUUUCACAAUAAACGAAAAAGCCCCGGUAUCACCAGAAAAGUCUUCUUCGACGGCCACAAAUGGCUCAAAGCCCGAACGUGCAAUCGUAACAGGACCUUCUCAAAGAGAGAAGAAGGAAUCAUUAGAAGCAAAACGCGAAAGAAAGGCAGCGAAAACGCUGGCAAUAAUUACCGGGGCAUUUGUUUUCUGCUGGCUACCAUUUUUCAUAAUGGCGCUAGUGAUGCCAAUCUGUCAGACGUGUGUGAUAAGCGACUACUUAGCUAGCUUCUUCCUGUGGCUUGGCUACUUUAACUCGACGUUAAACCCAGUGAUUUACACAAUAUUCAGCCCGGAUUUCCGGCAAGCGUUCGCGCGCAUUCUCUUCGGUUCGCAUAGACGCGGCCGUAAUAAAAAAUAUUGAACAUUUGGAGCGUUGUCUGUUUUGUUUAAUUACAAAUAAUAAUGAAGACUUUACAAAUAUAACAAGGCUUUUGAUGUAUAAAUAACAUGCUAAGUUUGUUCUGUGAUAUGUUAUUAAAUAUGAAGUAUCAAAAUGUAUGGUUUGAAAAACUUUGAACAAUAUUAAAGUUAUGUGCCACAAUGCUUUGAUCUCCUACAGUUGAGGUGUACAUAGUUGAAUUAUAAGUUAUAAAACAGAACUCCUAAACAAAUGGACUAUAAUAACUUGUGUAAUAUUUCAGCUUUGUGUAUAUACCUACUGUUUGUAGUUAGUGUAAAUAUAUGCUAGUCAAAUGUAAAUAUUAUACAUAGGUAAUGUACUAAUAUUAUAGAAUGUUGAGAAUUGUUUUUAUAGUUUAUUCCAGCGGUGGCGAUGUCGUUACGAGUCCAAAACGACAUCACCGCCAGCUCUUAGGGUGGUCUACCAAAACGGAAAGGAGAAUAUCUGUUCAACUAUAAAGGGAAAAUUCUACUAGAGAUAAUCGUUGACUAAUUACCGCUCAGUUGUAAAAAAAGAGCGACGUUUAUGUUAUGUAUUUGGAGCUUUGGAGUUUAAUUUUAUUUUUUAUUUAACAAACAUUUUUAUUAUAUUUUAUAUAAAAAAACAGGUUGACGUAUUGGUUACAUAUUCUCCGCUCCGUAUU
Molecule: messenger RNA, 2235 nt
Organism: Pieris brassicae (large cabbage white)
Lineage: Eukaryota; Metazoa; Arthropoda; Insecta; Lepidoptera; Pieridae
Product: 5-hydroxytryptamine receptor
Exons: 7
Coding region: 174-1553 (459 amino acids)
Biological process (GO): adenylate cyclase-activating adrenergic receptor signaling pathway
Cellular component (GO): membrane
Molecular function (GO): G protein-coupled receptor activity
Source: RefSeq, a predicted model, not a curated record